CUCCUCCUUUCCCAAAUCCGAAAUUCCACGCCCACCCCCAGUUUCCAUUUUCCCGAUCUCCGAUUCCCCAGCCCCCACCCUAUCGUAUCCAGCACCCUCCCGCACCGAAUCCCUCUCCCUCUUCCUCGAUCUCAGGCUGCAUGCAGAACCCGCUCUCAUCUCAAUUGUGGGAAGCAUAGAAAUGACGGAAAGCUUGAGAUUAUGACAUUUUGCCGCCAAAAUUAUGAGGGCGCGUUCGCUUUGGGCCGACGAGCCCAACUCUCCUCCUUCUACCUCCCUCCCCCGCGCUGCCCAGCCCAAUCCGGCCAAGCACAGUGUUAGCAAUGUGUUUAGCUUGUUAGCGCGGAGAGAGGUCUCGCCGCAGACUAAGCAUUUGGCGAAGAAGCUGUGGGUGAAGGCGUCAAAGAGCCGGUCCGAUGGCGUUGGCGUGAGGUGUGAAGCUGCUAGAGAUGCUAGAAAUGGACUUGUGUCGUGGGUGGAGGCGGAGUCACUCCAGCAUUUGUCUGCAAAAUAUUGUACGCUUGUGCCUCCUCCACGGUCGACGAUUGCCGCUGCCUUCAGCCCUGAUGGCAAGACACUUGCUUCCACCCACGGGGAUCAUACUGUAAAAAUCAUUGAUUGCCGAACUGGAAGCUGCUUAAAGGUGUUGAGUGGUCACCGCAGGACACCUUGGGUGGUCAGGUUUCAUCCUUUGCAUCCAGACAUACUGGCUAGUGGAAGUUUGGAUCAUGAAGUGAAGUUGUGGGAUUCAAACACAGCAGAGUGUAUAGGAUCGCGUGAUUUCUUACGCCCCAUUGCUUCCAUUGCUUUCCAUGCCCAAGGGGAGCUUCUUGCUGUUGCAUCAGGUCACAAGUUAUACAUAUGGCACUACAACAGAAGAGGAGACUCACCAACCAUAGUACUAAAGACACGGCGUUCGCUUCGGGCUGUGCAUUUUCAUCCUCAUGCUGCUCCUUUCCUUUUAACAGCUGAGGUCAAUGACCUUGACUCAUCAGAUUCCUCAAUGACACUUGCUACUUCUCCGGGUUACUUGCGCUAUCCCCCACCUACUGUGUAUUUGGCAGAUGCUCAUUCUAGUGAUCGUUCUAGUUUGGCAGAUGGACUGCCUCUUAUGUCUUUACCUUUGCUGAUGUGGCCUUCAUUUGCUAGAGAUAGUGGGAGAAUAUCUAUGCAGCGGAAUGAUGUAGAUAUUGGUUCAAGCAGUGCACAACCGAGAGUUGAUCCUCCUGCUUCAGUGCGGCUUUUAACGUAUUCAACUCCAUCAGGCCAGUAUGAACUUCUGUUGGCCCCUGUUGAACCAAAUAGCUCUUCUCCUGUGCCAGAAGACAUGGGAAGUAGUCCGAUCCUGAGUGAAAUGGAAACUGAAGCUUCUCAAUCUUCAAUGGGUACUUUAGAGCCUAUGGAAGUGCAACCAGAAGGAAGAAGUAAUAAUAUAUUCCCUUUUGGUGACUCAACAUAUUGGGAACUUCCUUUCUUGCAAGGUUGGCUAAUCGGUCAGACCCAAGCUAACCAACGAAAUUUGCGGCUGGUAAGUGAUUCUCCCCAUGACAAUCCAUCUACAAAUGGUGAGAUGGACAGUGCAGCUCCUGUCACUUCCUCAGUAAUACCGACUAGUGUAAACCAACCUAGGGCGACUGGAAGAUCUAGUUCCCGGCACCGUACUUCACGUUCUCAUAUGAUGUCAACUAUUGGCUCUAAUGAGGGCGCUGGAUACAAUAAUAUUGCUCAUGGUGAAAGUGAACCUCAACCUGGUGUCAGCAGAAUUCAAUCUGAGCUUGCCAACUCCCUAGCUGCAGCGGCGGCGGCAGAGUUACCUUGUACUGUGAAGCUCAGAGUUUGGCCGCAUGAUGUGAAAAAUCCAUGCGCUCCCCUUGAUGCUGACAGAUGUUGCUUAAUUAUUCCACAUGCUGUACUCUGUAGUGAAAUGGGAGCCCAUUUUUCACCUUGUGGAAGGUUUUUAGCAGCCUGUGUUGCAUGUAUGUUGCCUCAUUUGGAAGGUGAUUCUGGGAUUCAGGGUCGGGUCAACCAUGAUAUCACGGGGGCAUCAACUUCCCCAACUCGGCACCCAAUCUCAGCUCACCAUGUCAUGUAUGAGCUUCGGAUAUAUUCCCUCGAAGAGGCAACGUUUGGUAAGGUUCUUGCAUCCCGGGCAAUACGAGCUGCCCACUGUUUGACAUCUAUUCAGUUCUCUCCUACGUCAGAACACAUAUUACUUGCCUAUGGCAGGCGUCACAGUUCACUUCUUAAGAGUGUUGUCAUUGAUGGAGAGACAACUGUGCCUAUUUACACCAUUUUGGAGGUGUACAGAGUUUCUGAUAUGGAACUUGUGAGAAUUCUCCCUAGCGCAGAAGAUGAGGUCAAUGUAGCUUGUUUUCAUCCUUCUGUUGGAGGUGGCCUUGUUUAUGGAACUAAGGAAGGGAAGUUAAGGAUCCUCCAAUAUGAUAGUUCUCGUGCUGUGAGUCAUACAACUUCCAGUUUUCUUGAUGAAAACAUGCUAGAGGUCCCGACCUAUGCUUUAGAAUGCUAGGGACUAGCUGCCGUUCUCCACCUGUGGGAUGUACUGCUCAGCCUAGCUGGUUCGUUUCUUGUUAAGGUCUAUUUAGAUGUAAAGCUUCAGCUCUCCACACUUGCCUUUCUGCAAUAAUGCAGAGGAAUACUUGGAUCAUCUUUUUACUCAUUAUUGCCUUCUUACAGUUUUACUCGUCAGACUUGGAUCCUUUCUCAUCUUCCCUCUCCCCUACUCAUUACCUCUGACCUUUGUUUCUUGCUCACCUUUCGCAGCAUAACCUGUUCCUUAGAAUUUUUUUAAAUAUUUGCCGUGGAAUCUGUGUCUUGUUUCAUCACACUCCUGUUGAUCCCCGUCAAGUAGCUCAUGGAGCAACUUUACCUUUCCAUAAACCCCCUCCGUUGCCAAAAUUCUCUGACCCUUUCCCUUGUCAUUUAGUGGCAUGCUCCACCCAACUCAGUUGAACUCAACUUUGAUAGUUUGGUUCAACCUUCCCAUGAAGUAGAUGCUGGUUUCGCGGUGAAGAUCCUCAGUCAUCCCCCAUUGCAGUGGUGUCACAGAAUCCUCGUCUUUCAGAUGUCCUCACUGUUGAGGCUAAAGCCUUACCCUGAGGCCUGCUCAAGUAACCGCUGCUUUUACCUCCAAAUGUCCAACAUUGAAGGAAAUUCUUGAUGUGCUUUUAGACCGCUUGCAGAGCUUUGGAAGAUUAAAUCUCUGGUGGAGGUCCGACUGUCUGGUUCGAUUCUGUUUCAUUUAAGCAUGUCUGGUGUAAAGAGAAUUUCCGGGCAAAUUCCAAAUGUAAUGUAUUGGGGCUCCUCCCUGCUUCUGUUUAUUCUACCUUUCAUUUUGAUCAAUGUGGAGGUGGGAUGUAGUAGUCUAAUUUGUAAUUUUAUUUUCUAAUCGAAGAAAAUAGAUCAGUGGAAAAAAGCUCGGGUAUUGAAACAACAGGACAAAGUGAUUCAAUUGUGUAUAUUAUAGAUCUGUAUGUUUGUCUAAUCUAAACGUGGGUUCAGUUCAUUUCGA
Argentina anserina (silverweed cinquefoil) is the source of this 3529-nucleotide messenger RNA. RefSeq lists its product as uncharacterized. Gene Ontology annotation, cellular component: intracellular membrane-bounded organelle. The record is from RefSeq and is a predicted model, not a curated record. Gene Ontology annotation, molecular function: protein binding. Bases 224 to 2527 code for a protein of 767 amino acids. NCBI's taxonomy places the organism in Eukaryota, Viridiplantae, Streptophyta, Magnoliopsida, Rosales, Rosaceae. Gene Ontology annotation, biological process: autophagy. The transcript has 14 exons.